CACGUCCUUUCUCGACGACCACGUCAUAUCAUCUCUUUCUCUCUCACGCUUUCCGCUCACUCACCUUCUCCCAUCCCGUUUCCAAGAAAACAAACGUCAUUUUCUUUUUUUAGUUUUCUCCGACGACCAAGAACUUUAACCGGUUAUCCCAAGUCACCCUGACUUCUCAUUCUUCGUUAAGUUUCCUCUUCAUACCGGCAUAUCAACCUGUAGACAGUAAAACCAAGCCAGAAACUACUUUUUAACUGGAUAAGCUUCUUCUUAUUAUCAGUUUAUCAUGUAAGAUUAUUCAUUAUUAUUAUUAUUAUUCCUCUGUUGCUGUUGUUAUUAGCUAUGAACACCUUAUAUAAGAUAUGCAUAGUGCUUAUCGUCUUCUUCGUCAUCUCCUUGGUUCUUCUGGUGGUCGAGAUUUUCUACGUGCUUUGGCACCGGAGAAGAUUUUGGAGUGGGAGCGUCGCAGAUGGCGACGUGGAGUUCAGCGAUGAAUCAUUCUACCAGACACCAUCAAAAGAGCUACUGUACUUCUUCUGCUGGAAGAACCAGACAUCUCGCAUCGAACUUGCUGGUGCAGAAACAACAGCAGCACCAGUAGCAACGGCUCCGCCACUCCCGCCGAUUAUGCCUGCGGAUGCGCAUGUGGAUGAGAUGCUGAAGCAGCAUGCACUAUACGGUCCAUCUAAGGUUUUGUUCACUAUAAAAGAAGAGGAAAAAGAGGAGAUGGAAACAGACUCGUCUUCUGCAGAGAACGGGGAGAGAAAAAGGAAAAAGAAGACGAAGAAGAAGUCGAGGAGCACCUCUUUGGAAGACGUUGCCGUUACUGCUGUGGUGAUUGACAUAGAUGAUUCGACGCCUUUUUCGACUCCGUGUGCUUCGCCUCCGUACUAUACUCCGUCACCGUCUCCUUCUCGUGACAGAAAUUAUCCACACUCAUCAGCUGAAAACAUAGUUCUAGAAGCCUAUAACGAUAUGCAAAUAGAACCGCAAGAAACAAAAGACGUUUCUGGUGAUAAAACGAUGUCGUUGGUUAGCAUAGAGUUCCCCUCUUCAUAGUGGAUCCACUGUAAUCUCCCGAAAAAAAAAACAAAGGGUUUCCCGGCUGUUAACGACCGGCCGGAGUAAUCAUCGUUCGGUUUUUGUCGCGUAUGUAUUUCAAGUUUUCAACAUAUUUCGUAGUUGGUUCUGAUGUUGCCACGUCAGUAAGAGUCAAGUAACUGGUGUCAUCAAGAAACGCGGCAAAAUCAGACGGUAGAGGGAUUCUGUGGGCUGUUGGCGUCUAGUAAAUAUUCUAGUGGCAGACUAUAAUAAAUUCUGCCAUCUAUCCUUU
This is a messenger RNA of Hevea brasiliensis (rubber tree), 1324 nucleotides long. RefSeq lists its product as uncharacterized. The record is from RefSeq and is a predicted model, not a curated record. Lineage: Eukaryota; Viridiplantae; Streptophyta; Magnoliopsida; Malpighiales; Euphorbiaceae. The transcript has a single exon. The coding region runs from base 334 to 1050 and encodes 238 amino acids.